AUGACUGUCAACUGUGUACCUGGAGUGGGGAACCCUUCCGACGACACAUGUCACUCUCUGCUGCCAUCAACUGCGAAAGUGACAUCGACCGGGAUCCUCAGCCAGACGGUGGUGGAGGAACCCCCCCUCGGGUCGCUUUCUGGGCAGUGUAAGGCUGAGAGGGCGCCCAAUGGCCCCAAAUGCUGCCUCUGGAUUGGACUGCGCCGGUUCAGACUGGCUGCAGAGCACUGGAGCCCCAUUUGGGCUCUGUGUGUACCUCCAACGUAUCCAUCCAUGUACGACGAACAUGUAUUGCAGGACCUUCCCACCUCCAAGUGGUACAGAACACACACUACUUGCAUCUCAGCACACAAAGCAUCCUCUCGUCUCGUCUGCGGCCAGAUCAGAUCACCGACGGGUUUCGUCCCGUCUUCCGUCGCCGUUGUCAACGUCUGGGACCCGGGCGGAGGAGGGGGCCGUAGCCAUCUACACGAGGCAUCUCGAGACUGGUUUCUCGCUGGUGUCCGUGUCAGAGACUCAAAGAACCCCAAAACAUUGGACGACGUUGACGGCGAAGCUCCAGCUGGAUAUCAAUCGAUCACACUGAAACGGCCCGUGGGAAGACCUGGCAUCAAGGACAGCCAGUCGACCGCAAUCUUGGGCAGGGAACAUGCUGAUGUGACUUUCGUGGAGAAAACUGGGGACGGGAUUCCCGAUGCGUGGUUGCGAAUCUGCUAG
Molecule: messenger RNA, 717 nt
Organism: Colletotrichum lupini
Lineage: Eukaryota; Fungi; Ascomycota; Sordariomycetes; Glomerellales; Glomerellaceae
Exons: 7
Coding region: 1-717 (238 amino acids)
Source: RefSeq, a predicted model, not a curated record